Molecule: messenger RNA, 841 nt
Organism: Trichobilharzia regenti
Lineage: Eukaryota; Metazoa; Platyhelminthes; Trematoda; Strigeidida; Schistosomatidae
Source: the annotation of a GenBank genome assembly
AUUUGUACACAGUUGGUUAGAUGAUCGAGUGAAAAUGAAGAAAACUCUAUCGAUUAGUGAAAGACCUGCACUGUCAAUCUGUUUUGACAAGUAUGUUUCACCAUGCCUUGAAAUUGUUCGUUAUCGAAUGAAACGUAUUACACCGAUACCUGAUUUAGCUCAUAUUCAAAUGUUAUGCUAUCUACUUGAAUGUAUAUUGGACAUACAAAGUAAAUCAAAAGAUACACGUGAAUUUACUAAAGAAAAUUAUGAAAUGUUAUUUGUCUUCUGUUGUGUUUGGUCAUUUGGUGGAUGUUUAUUUAAAGAUCAAUUGUGUGAUUAUCGUGUUGAAUUUUCAAAAUGGUGGCUGAAUGAAUUUAAACAAGUGAAAUUUCCAUCCGGUGGUACUAUAUUCGACUUUUUUUGGAGUUUAACAACACGAAAAUUUGAAAGUUGGUCAACACGUUUAACAAAAUGUGAACUAGAUCCUGAUAUACCAUUACAAGCUGCUUUAGUUCCCACAGUGGAAGUUGUCCGAUUACGUUUCUUCUUAGAUCUACUCAUUGAAGCUGGACAUCCUGUUAUGUUGGUUGGUUCAGCUGGAACUGGGAAAUCUGUUAUCCUACAGGAUAAAUUUUCAAGUUUAUCUGAAGAAUAUCUUGUGAAGAGUAUACCAUUCAAUUUUUAUACAACAAGUUUAAUGUUACAAGAAGUGUUGGAUAAAAGUUUAGAGAAAAAAGCUGGUAUGAAUUAUGGUCCACCAGGACAGCAUAGACUCCUCUAUUUCAUUGAUGAUUUAAAUAUGCCAGAGGUGAGUGCUCUUCUCAGUGUCAGUACUUUUUUGAGGGGUAUUGAAUGUUAA